AUGGCCACGGAACAAACGUCCGUGUAUGGCGGAGACGGCGGCAAUCCGUACGAACUCUACGCCGAUGAUCCCAGCGCAAUUGUGACGCUCCUCGAAGUCUGGUGCGGCUGGGGCAGCGGCAACUGCAGCGACAGAUGGGUUCUCAAGGGCAUCGGACUCACCUGGUCCGACGGGAGCUCGAGCAACAUCUACAACCAUCCCGAUAAGGAUAGUGACAUGUACCAGACGUUUAUGUUCCCACAAGACGGCACCGCCACCUGGUCCCUCCGGACCGGCUAUCGCAUCGAUCAGCUGAGUUUCUUGACGAACAGAGGAGUCCCGUGGGUUACGGGAGGCGACGGGGGAGUUCCCAGCGAUGAGAUUGCCACGGGCCAUUUGAUCGGCUUUGAAGGAAACGCAGGCUGGGAAAUUGACUCUCUCAGCGUUAGAUUCAAAGAGAUCCAAUGA
Messenger RNA from Metarhizium album ARSEF 1941, 447 nucleotides. Its product is annotated as Mannose-binding lectin. The transcript has a single exon. Bases 1 to 447 code for a protein of 148 amino acids. Lineage: Eukaryota; Fungi; Ascomycota; Sordariomycetes; Hypocreales; Clavicipitaceae. The record is from RefSeq and is a predicted model, not a curated record.